Molecule: messenger RNA, 678 nt
Organism: Colletotrichum abscissum
Lineage: Eukaryota; Fungi; Ascomycota; Sordariomycetes; Glomerellales; Glomerellaceae
Exons: 1
Coding region: 1-678 (225 amino acids)
Source: RefSeq, a predicted model, not a curated record
AUGUUCUCUACCACUUUGACCACCUUCCUUGCCGUCUCGGCUACCUUGGUCUCGGCCGCUACCAUCCCGAUCCGGGACGCCGGCAAGUCCGGUUCAUACAGCAUGACGCCCCACGACUCCUACUCUUCUUCCAUUGGUGUCCUCGGCUGCAAGAUCGACACCAACCGCGUUGCCUACUGGCCCAACCCUCUUAGCUGCAACGACAUCUGUCUUAAGGUCUCCAACGGUGACCGCAGCGUUCACCUCCUCCGCAUCGACCAAUCUGGCGGUGCUUUCGACAUCUCCUACGACGCCUGGAACUACCUCACCACCGGCAAGUCUGCCACUGAGGACCCGACCAUUGGCGGCGGUGUUCUCAUGAACUGGGAGGCCGUCGAUGCCAGCGAGUGCAGCCACCUUCUCAAGGACGGCAAGUUCCCUCUCUCUGCUGCCAACAGCAUGAACUACCUUACCUCCUGCCUCGCCGAGCCCGAUAGCUUCGUCGCCAAGAACUACGCUCUUUACAACAUCCAGAACCCUGCUUGCACUUGGGGUGUCGAUGAGGUCUGCACCCUCAACCUGGCUGUCAGCAACCAGGCUGCCUGCCCUAGUGGCCUCGGCUCCGUCAAGACUUUGACCACCCUGCCUGUUACCAACAUUGGAUACGGCACUGGCAAGACCGCCGUCGCUGUUCAGUGA